Lycium ferocissimum is the source of this 393-nucleotide messenger RNA. Its product is annotated as probable glutathione S-transferase. Lineage: Eukaryota; Viridiplantae; Streptophyta; Magnoliopsida; Solanales; Solanaceae. Bases 1 to 393 code for a protein of 130 amino acids. The record is from RefSeq and is a predicted model, not a curated record. The transcript has a single exon.
AUGCAGAAACUUGGUUAUGGCAGCAAAGAAGAAAAGGACAAAGAAGAACUUUCUAAGCUUCUAAAAAUUCUUGACAAUGAAGUCAAAGACACGAAAUUCGUUGGAGGAGAUACAGUUGGAUUCGUUGAUUUUGUGUCCAUUCUCGUAACAUAUUGGCUAGGAGUUAUUCAAGAAGCAUUGAAAGUUGAAGUAUUCACAAAUGAUGAAUUUCCAAAUGUAUGUGCAUGUGCCGAAGAGUUACAAAGCUUCCCAGAGAAAAAUUACUUAGAGCUUAUAAAGUUGUUUUUGUAUUGGGCAAUUCAUAAAAUACAGCUGGAUGAAUGCCAUGAUGAUACGUGCAAUAGAUAUGAUUCAAAUACAAAUAAGCAUUCAGAGCCUCCGGUAGAAGUUUAA